Eurytemora carolleeae is the source of this 1215-nucleotide messenger RNA. RefSeq names its product calcitonin receptor. NCBI's taxonomy places the organism in Eukaryota, Metazoa, Arthropoda, Copepoda, Calanoida, Temoridae. The record is from RefSeq and is a predicted model, not a curated record. Bases 1 to 1176 code for a protein of 391 amino acids. The transcript is spliced from 15 exons. Gene Ontology annotation, biological process: adenylate cyclase-modulating G protein-coupled receptor signaling pathway; cell surface receptor signaling pathway. Gene Ontology annotation, cellular component: plasma membrane. Gene Ontology annotation, molecular function: G protein-coupled peptide receptor activity.
AUGACAGUUGGUGGAGUUGGGGGACCCAUAAUAGUUGCAGGUUUGUCCUUAUCUUUGUUCUGUUUGUUGGUAUCUCUACUAGUAUUUACAGUUUGCAGAUCUCUCUCCUGUGGUCGAAUAACAAUGCAUAAGAAUAUGUUCCUCUCUCUAACCCUGAACAAUAUCAGCUGGCUGCUCUGGUACCAUUUAGUACUUUUCCAGAGUUCUGUGUGGUCAAGUAAUGUUGUCUGGUGCAGAGUUCUUCAUGUUAUCUUAAACUUUCUGAGUGGUCAAAGUUCUGUGUGGUCAAGUAAUGUUGUCUGGUGCAGAGUUCUUCAUGUUAUCUUAAACUACUUCAUGCUCACAACCUACUUCUGGAUGCUCUGUGAGGGAACCUACCUUCAGCUCCUACUUAUGAACACAUUCCAGGUUGACAGUAAGCGAGUGAGGGGCCUACUAUGCCUGGGAUGGGGAACCCCGGUCCUAAUUGUUAUACCGUACUCCAUCUACCGACAAAUUUAUGAAAACUCAAACUGCUGGAUGGAAGUUGACAGAGAGAGCAGUUACUUCCUUGGCAUUCCAGUUCUUAUUGUCAUCAUUGUCAACAUUGUUUUCCUAACAAAUGUAAUUAGGAUACUGAGAUCGAAACUUAGUCUGGAACAUCAGACCCAUGUCAGGAGAAACAGUCGAAAUCAGGCAACGUUGAAACAAGCUAAAGCAGCGCUUUUUCUAGUUCCUAUUCUUGGAGUUUAUUUCCUCCUGACUCCAGUCCGCCCCUCCAAGGGUUCAAAUCUGGAAUAUGCGUACGAAAUAUUAUCAGCUAUAUCCUCAUCAUUUCAAGGUUUCUUUGUAUCUGUUCUUCUCUGCUUUACUAACUCAGAAGUGAUAAAUCUUGUGAAACAGAGGAUGUAUCAAUUUCGGGUUUCCAGAAAUGCAAUCCAGGCAGGAGACUUUAAGAUGAACCACACAAACUAUUCAGUCUCCUUGCCCAGAGUCGCAGAGGGGGCCCUGAGUGCAGUGAAACUGGGCACUGUGCCAAUAAUGCAGGCAGACGAGGAAACCGGUUUACAAGAUUUAACAGCUGAUGCCCACGUGGACAUAGAGAAGAAGAUUAUUGGUGUACAGUUUCACGCUGUCAGCUAUACUGCUAAACUAGAUGUUGUGCAAGUCAAAAGUGCAGAAUUGUAUGAUAUUUAAGAUUAAUGUGCAUGAUGUUUAAUAAUAAUGUUUUUUUAA